UUUUGUGCUUUUAUUUUAAAAUCGGGGUCAUUCCUCCGGGUUUCGUCGAUCCCUGACGGAGUCUCCCACCCGCUCCGCUCCCUCCCCCCCAACCGUUGGCGACCUGACAGCGGGCAGUGCUGUAUGAUUCUCCCGGGCAGGUUCACUCCUCCUCCUCCUCCUUCUUCUUCUGCGCGAUGAGGCUCCGUUUGGCCGGGGCCGUGCUGCUGGCGGCGGCCGCCUACUACGUGUACCUGCCGCUACCGAGCGGCGUGAGCGAGCCGUGGAAGCUGAUGCUGCUGGACGCGCUGUUCCGGAGCUUCAUGCGGGCGAGCGACGCGGCCCACUCCCUGGGCGUGUGCCACCGUGUUCGCCUGCUGAACCGGGUGGUGUCCUGGGUGGAGGUGAUCGAGGCUCGCUCCAGUCCAACCGUGAAGGUGACCGACUCCACCCUGGGAGGUGUCCCCACCCGCGUGUUUCAACCAAACGGAGACAGCCGGCUGAGAAGAGGAGUCCUCUAUUUCCACGGAGGAGGCUGGGCGCUCGGCAGCGCAAAGAUGCGCUCCUAUGACCUUCUGUGUAGGAAAAUGGCGGAGGAUCUGGACGCCGUCAUAAUGUCUGUGGAAUACCGCCUGGCUCCCGAGGCCGUGUUUCCGGAUCAGUACCACGACGCCGUGGCAGCGUCGCGGGCCUUCCUGUCUGCUGAACUCUUGCAGCAGUACGACAUCGACCCGGAGCGGCUCUGUGUGUCUGGAGACAGCGCUGGAGGAAACCUGGCUGCUGCUGUGGCGCAGGAGCUCAGCCUGGAUGACUCUCUGCAGGUGAAAUUCAAAGCCCAGGCUCUGAUCUACCCAGUGCUGCAGGCUCUCGACUUCCACACGCCGUCGUACCAGCAGAACCAGGCUGUGCCCAUCCUCUACAGGCCCUACAUGGCCCGCUUCUGGCUGCAGUACCUGGGCGCCGACUCCUCCCUGGAGCCCGUCCUGCUGGCGAACAACCACAGCGCUCUGGACCAGCGGGCCAUCAGCGCCGCCACCCGCUCCAAGCUGAACUGGACCGCUCUGCUGCCGGCCGAGCGCAAGAAGAACUUCAAGCCGGUCGUUGAGGAGAAGGGAUCGCCAGGCGUGGUGGGCGCGGUGCCGGGGCUGAUAGACGUGAGGGCGGCGCCGCUGCUGGCGGAGCAGGAGGUUCUGGGUAAAACGCCCAAAGCGUAUGUGAUGACGUGCGAGUUUGACGUUUUGCGGGACGACGGUCUGAUGUACGGCAGGCGGCUGCAGGACGCUGGCGUCGAGGUGACGAGUGACCACUACGAGGACGGUUUCCAUGGCUGCAUGGUGUUUGCGAACCUGCCAAUGAUGUCGAGCGUUGGACAGAGAAGCAUGAGGAACUACAUUCGCUGGCUGGACCAGAACCUAUGAGCAGGACUCCACACAUAUGGGAGCUUAGUUGAAUUUUUAAAAAUUGGUGCAAAGGAAACCCAAAACAAAACAAAA
Poecilia latipinna (sailfin molly) is the source of this 1472-nucleotide messenger RNA. RefSeq names its product neutral cholesterol ester hydrolase 1-like. Gene Ontology annotation, cellular component: membrane. Bases 177 to 1397 code for a protein of 406 amino acids. The record is from RefSeq and is a predicted model, not a curated record. Gene Ontology annotation, molecular function: carboxylic ester hydrolase activity. The transcript has 5 exons. NCBI's taxonomy places the organism in Eukaryota, Metazoa, Chordata, Actinopteri, Cyprinodontiformes, Poeciliidae.